Messenger RNA from Agrilus planipennis (emerald ash borer), 592 nucleotides. RefSeq names its product protein trapped in endoderm-1-like. NCBI's taxonomy places the organism in Eukaryota, Metazoa, Arthropoda, Insecta, Coleoptera, Buprestidae. The record is from RefSeq and is a predicted model, not a curated record. The transcript has 3 exons. Gene Ontology annotation, cellular component: membrane. Gene Ontology annotation, molecular function: G protein-coupled receptor activity. The coding region runs from base 119 to 592 and encodes 157 amino acids. Gene Ontology annotation, biological process: G protein-coupled receptor signaling pathway.
AUUCAGUAAUUCAGUUAUCCUCAAUCGGGCUUACUAGCGAGGCCGUUUUGUCAAAGUUUCUAAAGUGUUAGUGCAAACUUAACACGUCGCAAAUGCAACACUACGAGUACGUUUUAAAAUGUUCAAUGAAACUAAAAGUAUUGUGAUAAAAUACCCCCGUGAAACAACUAUUUUUGCUUCUAUUUGUGCGGUGUUUUUUUGUAUUGUGGGAAUAACAGGAAAUUUAGUGACUAUUAUAGCAUUAAUACGGUGUCCAAAAUUGCGGGGGCAUGCAACUACUGCAUUUGUUUUGUCCCUCUGCGUAUCUGACCUAUUAUUUUGUUCAGUAAAUUUACCCUUGACAGCAUCAAGGUUCAUCCAUGAAGCUUGGACUUUGGGCGAUUCUGUAUGCAAAUUGUUUCCAGUACUAUUUUACGGGAAUGUCGCUGUUUCCCUACUCAAUAUGGUUGCCAUUACAUUAAACAGAUAUAUUCUAGUCUCUUGUCAUCAAUAUUACCGUCAGUUUUACACCCCUCUAUCAAUAUGGUUACAGCUGCUAAGUUGUUGGGUUUUUGCGGUACUAAUAAUGGUAAGCAAUAAACUUUUACAGUAA